UAUAAAAAAAUCUUCACAGAUUCUGGAGUGAAGGAAUAGGAGACAUGGAUAGAGAAGAAGCAGUUGGAACUCAAAAUGGAGAAGUGAAAGAGGAGAAGAAGAUCGUCAAGGACGGCUCCAUCUGUGGCUUUGACUCUCUCCAUCGUCUCUUAAGUUCCUCCCUUGAACCCCACGUCUUCCAGGAAGUCAGCCGCGUGCUUUUAGGUCUCAACUGUGGCAGAGCUCUUGAGUCUCUUACUCUUCCAGAUCCUGUUGUUUCUCUUUCUUCAAAACAUGAUUUCGAUUUGCAGGCUUUUAGCUUUGGUGCUGACAAAGAGUCAUUGCGAGAACCUCGAAUAGUUCGUGUUGGAAUUAUUCAGAAUUCCGCAGCUCUUCCAACAACUGCGACCUUUUUGGACCAAAAGAGUGCCAUUUUGCAGAAACUGAAGCCAAUCAUUGAUGCUGCAGGUGCUUCUGGGGUUAAUAUAUUAUGCCUGCAAGAAGCCUGGACAAUGCCGUUUGCAUUUUGUACUAGAGAGAAGAGGUGGUGUGAGUUCGCAGAGCCCAUUGAUGGGGAAUCAACCCAAUUUCUUCAGGAUUUUGCACGAAAAUAUAACAUGGUCAUUAUCAGUCCAAUUCUUGAGAGGGAUAUCAACCAUGGGGAGACCAUCUGGAAUACUGCUGUUAUAAUUGGAAAUCAUGGUAACAUAAUUGGCAAGCAUCGAAAGAAUCAUAUACCUAGAGUUGGGGAUUUCAAUGAGAGCACAUAUUACAUGGAAGGGAACACUGGCCAUCCUGUGUUUGAAACAGCGUUCGGGAAGAUUGCUGUUAACAUCUGUUAUGGAAGGCACCAUCCUUUGAAUUGGUUGGCAUUUGGUUUGAACGGUGCCGAGAUUGUCUUUAAUCCCUCUGCUACUGUAGGAGAACUCAGUGAACCAAUGUGGCCUAUUGAGGCUCGUAAUGCUGCAAUAGCAAACAGUUACUUUGUGGCAUCUAUUAAUCGCGUUGGAACUGAGACCUUCCCCAAUCCAUUCACCUCGGGUGAUGGGAAGCCUCAACAUUCAGAUUUCGGACAUUUCUAUGGAUCAAGCCAUUUUUCAGCUCCAGAUGCUUCUUGCACACCAUCUCUAUCGCGUUACAGGGAUGGGUUGAUGAUAUCAGACAUGGACCUCAAUCUCUGUAGGCAGCUGAAAGACAAGUGGGGAUUUCGAAUGACUGGUCGGUAUGACAUGUAUGCAAAGAUGCUAUCUCGGUAUGUGAAGCAUGACUUUGAGCCCCAAGUAAUUGUUGAUCCCCUGUUCAAGAAGAACCCUUCUAAUGAUGCAGGUAGAAAAAAAUAAGAUUGAUAUCUGAAACUGUAAGAUGAUUGGAAAGAUAUCCAUUGUCAAUGGAAACCCUUUGUCAAGCUGAAGGUAGAAAAUAAGAUAGGAUAUCUGUAAACUGUAAGAUG
Telopea speciosissima is the source of this 1429-nucleotide messenger RNA. Its product is annotated as beta-ureidopropionase. The transcript is spliced from 6 exons. NCBI's taxonomy places the organism in Eukaryota, Viridiplantae, Streptophyta, Magnoliopsida, Proteales, Proteaceae. Bases 45 to 1319 code for a protein of 424 amino acids. The record is from RefSeq and is a predicted model, not a curated record. Gene Ontology annotation, molecular function: beta-ureidopropionase activity.